UUCCCUUCCGGCUAAAAAACUCCACAGUCCAAUGAGCUCACCCACAUGCAUACAUACUUCCGGACUUCUUGACCAAGACUUCAUGGCCAAGCUUUGCACGGCAGCAAGAGAGGAGGGGGAACUGGAGAGCACCAAGAUGGGCGAUCUUCUACUGCUGCUCUCUUGUAAUGGAGCAAAGGCUCAAAAGAUGAACGGCAUCGAGAAGCCUAUGGGCCGGGUGUACGAGUGCAAGACAUGCAAUCGCCGGUUUCCGACGUUCCAGGCGCUCGGAGGCCACCGGACGAGCCACUUGAGGCCGAGAAUCCGGAGGAAUCGGGUCGAGCCGCCCAAGAAGGAGAGGCCAAAGCAAAGGGUGCAUGAGUGCCCUGUUUGUGGCUUGGAGUUCCCCAUAGGGCAGGCCUUGGGCGGCCACAUGAGGAGGCACAAGCCCACGGAGGCCGGCGAGGUCCAUGCAGAGGAGAAAGCUGGUGCAGGGAAGAUAUUGUGGCUGGACUUGAAUUUGACCCCUUUAGAGAACGAUUUGGAGCUCACAACUCUAAGACUUGGAUUAGAGAUCGUAGAGGAGGCUUCUGGAUGUCAUCGAUUUUUGUAGUUGCUCCGGCGGUACAUAAGUAGACAGACUUGGAUUUCCUCAAGAAUUUUAUUGUUAUCCUAUUUAAUUUGUCUAUUUCUUGACUCUUUUUUCGGCGACUUUUGCGUUUUCUUUGUUUUAUUUCAUGCAUUUUGGGUAAACCUUAGACUACUUAUUGGAAAGUAUAAAUUUUCAUAAUAUGAGUUUAUGUGUUUGUUACAUGGAUAGCAACCACUCACCUUAAUUUCUUUUAAUUAA
Phoenix dactylifera (date palm) is the source of this 829-nucleotide messenger RNA. Its product is annotated as zinc finger protein ZAT18-like. The record is from RefSeq and is a predicted model, not a curated record. NCBI's taxonomy places the organism in Eukaryota, Viridiplantae, Streptophyta, Magnoliopsida, Arecales, Arecaceae.